This is a messenger RNA of Xyrauchen texanus (razorback sucker), 5688 nucleotides long. RefSeq names its product nectin-2-like. The transcript has 7 exons. Lineage: Eukaryota; Metazoa; Chordata; Actinopteri; Cypriniformes; Catostomidae. Bases 16 to 1533 code for a protein of 505 amino acids. The record is from RefSeq and is a predicted model, not a curated record.
CCACCCUUCUCCCCGAUGAACAUGUCAAGACAGUUUGGGGCACUAUUUCUCUUAUUUCUUCAAGGGUCAUUGGCUCAGCGAGUGAGGGUGGAGCCAGAAGUGGUGUCAUAUCCUGGUCAGACGGUGACCCUACGGUGCCAGUUUCCAAACCCGGGCAAUACCCAGCUCACUCAGGUGUCAUGGAUCCUAGAACCCACUGAAGGAGAUCGAACCAACAUUGCAGUUUUCCAUCCAAGCUUUGGGGUAAAUUACCCACCUCAAUCCCCUGUGGCAGGGCGUGUCAUUUUUUUGUCAAACCCGCCCUCUCUGGAUAAUCCAUCCAUUCAAAUAAAAGAUGUGAAAAUGACUGACGAGGGCCGAUACAUCUGUGAAUAUGCCACCUACCCUACCGGCAAUGAACAGGGUGUCUCUUCGCUGAUUAUGCUGGCUAAACCAAGGAACAUAGCUACUACUGUCACAGUUAACACUGGCAAUACCCCUGUCAUCGUAGCACGCUGUGAAUCAUCUAAUGGCCGUCCGGCAGCGACCAUUUCUUGGAACACAGCGGUAAACGGAAACGCGACAACGCCAGUGAAAACUAGCAAUCCAGAUAACACCGUCUCCGUCCAGAGUGUGUACAUGUUGAUACCACAGCCCUCGGAUAAUGGCAAAGACAUCAGCUGCAUGGUGUCACAUCGAACCAUGCCCCAACCUGAGACCUUCGCAAUGAAGCUUACCGUUCAAUAUCCUCCCCAGGUGCAGAUUGUAGGGUAUGAUAACAACUGGUACAAGGGUCGGACAAGUGCUUUUUUGACUUGUCAAGCUGAUGGAAACCCCGCCCCCACCACAGUCACCUGGAGAACUUUGUCAGGGCCGAUGCCUGACACAGUGCAGGUGAGGGAGAAUCGUCUUGCCGUGGUGAAUGUGGACGACAGCAUCAACACCACCUUCAUCUGUGAGGUCAGGAACAGUCAGGGAAGCGGCAGAGAUCAGGUCACCGUCUUUGUGAGAGAAAAAUCACCUUCCACCUCAAAUGUGGGUGUGAUCGCAGGCGUGAUCUUCGCAUGUCUCCUGGCCAUCUUACUGAUCGGCGGUCUUAUCUUCUAUCUGGUUACCCAUAACCGCCGCCAACAACAUGGUUACCGUGGUACCGGCAAACCAACCGGUGCUCCCUACGACUCCUUUACUCGCCUCUUCAGCUCUGCCAAAUCCAGUAAGAAUGGCACAGGAAACAACGGAAACAACAACACACCCAUUUACCGAGGAGAGGUGGGGCUUAAUGAGAAAGCAGCCAAUCAGGGCAUGCAUCCAGGGGGCAUGGCGCUACUUGAGACCACACAUACUCACACUGCGGAAGAUAUUUUGCUUAGCAGAGAGAUAGAUGAGAUAGAAAGGAAGAAGUUCGAUGAACUGGAAGAAGAGGAUGAGCGAUAUGACCAUUUCACUGGAGGCGGACCCAUCCUACAGCUCCGCCCACAUGAUGAUGACAUCGAUGAUGAUAUGGAGUCCCAGAGGGAUGGCUCUGUGAUCUCACGGACUGCUGUCUAUGUGUAAGAAGAGAGGAGAGAGAGGUUCUGAGCGGGUGAGCGACUGAAUAAAGAAAGAUUAAGAAAGAACACUGGACCUCCUCCAGCAGGAAUGUAUUUCUUCCUCUUAAUGAAUAUUAAUUUUAAUGUAAAAAACAAAUGAUGACAUCAAAUACCAUGAGAGAACGGACUAAUGGACGGAUUGCAUUAAUGAAUGGAUGAAUUGAUAUGCUGGAUAUAGCACAGUUUGAAGCACUGAAGGAUCGGGUAAAGGAAAUACAGACUAAUAAAGGCAAAGCUGUCACGCUUUCAAUUCCUAAUUAUUGAUCUAGUCGCCAUGGUGACAGGUCCUAAGAGUAAUCCGAAACUUCAGAUGUUGACGCACCGUAAUAUAUAUGACAUGCACACACAUGAAGUUGAAUUUAAAUCCACUGUGCUGUUGGUUAUCCAAGUUUUUCCAUUUCUGUUGAUCAUGAUUUAAUUACUUCAGACUUGAUUCACUCAACAAUGUUGAGUUUGGGUGGAGCACACACUUUCUGCCUUUUCCCUACAUCUGUCUCUCAUUUCUGUGGAAUUUUUCCUUGUGUCUUUUGUGUAGAUUUUGAAUAAGUCAAAGAUGAACAGUGCUUUUCAUAUAUUACACAAUCAAUCAAACUGCUAUUUUCCUGUCUAAUAUUAUAAGUCACGACUAUGACUUUCCUUCCUGUAAUUUACCCUUACACUUCUCUGUCUUGAGAUAAGUGUACAGUUCACUCUGAGACACUCAUUAUACAGCACUCAAUAGCUGAAUCAUGUGACCUGACUCACAAGUGAAUCAGUUGGUUCCAAGGCUAAUCAAAUCAAAAGUUAAUGAAUGAUGUGUGCGUUUUUCUGGGAAAACAAUGUUCUAGAUGGGUUCAACGCAGUGUGAGUUUUUAGGUAGAGAAAGGUUAUUCCUGCACAUUUACAGUUUCCCUAUGCGUUAGAUGAGGCCUAUUGUGAUAAACCAUAAAAACAAUGUACUGUAGCAUAUCACUGUAAGAAUACAAACAAGGCAUGUCAGGGUUUAAAUGUCACAUUAGAGGAAAGAAUCCAUCAUAUAAUACAUCCAACUAAAUAGAAUUAGAACUACAGUAUAGUGCAAAAAAACUAAAUAUUUUUCUGAAACAUUUUUGUCUUGUUUUCCAGUUAAAAUACCUAAACAUCCUUGAAACAAUAUACUCGAGAAGUGUUAUUGUUUAAGGUCCAGUAUUAAGAUGUAUUCUUAGAAAUAAUAAUUUUUCUUGUUUUACGCUUAAACCUCACAACAUUUUGUUCAAUUCAUGCUUUAAAAAAAAUCGAAUAAAUUAAAUAAUUUCCAGUAGGAUAUAAAAAGCUUAAUAAGUCUCAGUUUUGCUAAAUAAGGGAUUCUCACUAAAUCUGGUGUAGGUGCUGGUGAACCCCAAAUCAUUGCAUAACAAAUAGCAAUUACAUUUUGCUUAAGGAAAAUGAAGCAUACAUUUAGGACCGUUAGAAAUGUUGGCAUCAUGUUGUCAUUUUGAGUACUCUAAAGCACAUUUUACCCCAUGGUACCAUAAUGCAUUCGGAGGUUUUACAUUUGCUAUUGACAUUGUUUUAAAUGAUGAUUCUCAUAACCAUAAGUCUUUUUUUUUUUUUUUUUUUUUUUUUUUACUUUAUUAAAGUAAAAGGGUGUUGCACAAUUAUUUUUUCACAUUCAUUAAAAAUCUUUAAAAAUGAAAUGCAGGACUGAGGUAUAUUACAAUGAUGUUUUUAAUAAUAUUUGUUAUUGCAGUAUUGAGAAUGGGGGAGAAAUUUGCGUAACUGCCAUGAAAAUGAUGCCACAAUGUAGAACAUCUUAAUUUUCUUUAUGCAAAAUAUAAUUUCUUAUUUGUUUCUUUUGGCUUAAGAGUAAUUUCGGACCAGAACAUUUUCUUGACAGGUUUGGUGAAGAAUCACCCAUAUUGUAAAGUAAAUGUAAAGGAUGUCUAGAUAUUUUAACUUGUAAACAAAACAAAAACCCUAAUUAAGAAAAUUAUUUUUGUAGUGUUCAUUUAUGAAGUGAUAUUGAAUCCACUUAUGUACAUCUAACAAAUCUAUAUUUAUAACUAUACUCCACGUCCAAGGUGGUUACCAUGGCCACACAGCUAAAUAUGCCUCUCCUCUAAUAGUGCAGUUAUGCAUCUCUUGCUCUGUUAUUUCUUUAAGUGUUGUUCCUCUCAGUUGGGAAAGAUUCAUGGCGGAGCAGGGAGGAAAUUAAAUGAAGCUCUUCAAUGAGUGAACGAUGUGAGGUGAUUGUAAACUACUGUAUGUACACAUUUUAUUUUUCUUAAAACUGACAAAUGUCUAUACUUCUAAAUGUUGUAAAUAAGGAGACAGGGCGAGGUUAAUAUCCAGGAAGAAUGUUGUGCAUGUCAGCUACGGCUUUGUGUGAAUAAAUAAGGCCAAUUUCUAUAUGAGAGCACAUAUCACAUUUAUAUCAGUAAUCCAGUGUCAACUGUAUUUCACCUAUUGGUUACCACUGCUCUAAAUAAAGAGUUCUUUAUACACUUUCACAUGGGGAGGCUCUCUAUCAGCUGUGUGUGUGUGUGUGUGUGUGUGUGUGUGUGUGUGGUGUCUGACUCGAGGGCAGUGAGUUAUUCCUCUAUGCCCUCAGGGUCUCAUACACACAUACACACUGUGAUUUAAACUGAACAUCACACACAUACUCACACUCUUGCUCUCUUUAAAUCAUUUGUCAGGGUAGCUGCCCUUGAGUCUAUAAGUGUCCCUCUCUGUUUCCGACCAUGAGCGGGCACACUGGGUACUGUAGUGUUGUUUUUUGUGGGUUGUCAUCUUGUUUCAGCUGCCCUAUUAGGGUGACGUCUGGAUCAAUGACAUUUAAAAGAGUUGUCGUCACCUUUGAAAAGGUGGUCAGUCUGACAGGCCAAUUCAGUCUCGACCCUGAUGGACUGAUGGCUCUGAUCUGCUUCCAGCCUGGCAGUGUGACUGGCAUUGAAUAGGCCGGGCUUCAACACAACCUAGUUAGAUCCUGAUUGAAAGGUCAGACUGCAAGCAGUCCUUUCAUUGUGAGAGUAGAGGAAGGGAUGUCGUCACUCGUUCUUGGAGAUGCAAAGCAUUUCAUCUCAUAAGAUGAGAACGCACUGACCUUCCAGCUCGCUAUCUCCACCAGGAGUUCGGUAAUGAAGGAAUGGAUGCCUUGAGAAUAUUAAGGAAGCCACCUCUGCGGUGGGAGUUUGAGUAGAUUUCUGGAGAUAUCUUAAAGGGAUAGUUCAUCCAUGGAAAUUCUGUCAUCACUUACCCUCAUUUAUUCUAAACCCAUAUGAAUUUCUUUGCUCCUUUGUGCACAAAAUAAGUCAUUCUGCCUAACAUCUCCUUUUGUGUUUCAUAGAAGAAAAUUCAUACAGGUUUGGGACAACUUGAGGAUGUGUAAAUGAUGAAUUUUUCACUUUUUGUUUUUGCUGAACUAUUCCUUUAAUAAUGAAAUGUUGUAGUCUCCUCAAUGACAUAGUCCAUCACUUUCUGGUUUAGAUGUACUAUCGUCCUUGUGCGCGCACACAUUUAAAAGCCUUAAUAUUACCUGUCACAAAAUAUCCCCCUUCUAUAUAUAAAUAUAAAUAUAUUAACAUAAGAUGAAGAACAAGGCUAAAUGGUGAAGUCACAUCUUUGUGUAUGUACACAACACUGCUGUGAGCAUAAAGGAUGAAUAGUUUUAGUUGAGAUUUAUAUCUGUUGAUUUUACUGUUGUUUAUUUUAUUUCUGUAAUUUUUUUGCCUGUAAAUUGUUUGUGCUGUAAACUGUUGAGCGGUGCUUUCUCAUGGACACAGAAAUACAUCUGUACUAAAUGCUUUACCACCAUGUGUUGCUUUUAAUUUUUGUUUUGGUUGUCUGAAAAUGUUUUAAAAUUGCAGUCUUUGUAAUAUUGUAUUUUUUUAUUUGGUUGCUAUUAUUAAAGUCUUGCUGAUAAUUGACAGUGAUCUUGGUAUGUGUUGAAUGUCCUGGGACUCCAUUAAAUCCCUUGUGCUUUGUUUCCCUGCAGUCUUUUCAGUCUGGGUUUCUGGGUUGUGAAUGGUGAGUGAAUGUGUGUCUCUCUUGACCUGUCACAGAAAACACUGUGGACUGUAAUGGAGCUAAAUAGGCUUAGCGAAUUGCGUGAACAUAAAGCUUUAUUUUUGAAUCCUUUGCCAUUGUAAAGCAAAAUAGGUGU